UCUGGUAUGUGUCUGUGAAGCCUGUGCUCUCUAUGUGCUGACAGAGAGCAUAUGGAUUUUUUCACACAACUGCUACUGAUGCCAGAGUGCCUUGCCUUGAGUCUGUAUCAGAAAUUGCUUCCUCAUCUCAGCUGAAGUCAAACUUGGACUCAGAGGUGGGGUAUAUCCCAGGAUGAACUGUGUAUUCUUUUGACUACAGAUGUGAAAGACUUGGGGUAACAAACUCCUGCAAGAAGGGUAUAAAUCAUGUGUGGGGAGGGAGGUAAGCUUGUUUUGUAACUAUCCUACAUGUUUUGUUAAUAACUUGAUUAUCAGUGCUUCUUUCCUGAAAGUUGUUAAAAGGGUGACACAUUAAUAAGUGAAAGUAUUUGCAGCUGAUAGACUAUAAAACAAAAGAGACAAAAUCUCAGCACCCAGUGGCAGCCUGGAGUAAAAGACACCAUCUGGUUUAGAUCUUCUUUGAGAAUCCUGGAUGCUGGAUUAUUUUGGAUCAUUUAAAGUUUUUAGGCAACAGAGGAGACCUUUACAUUGAAAAUUAGAUUCUGCAGAGAGACAUUGGAGUUGUGCAGAAUUGAUAACCCCUCUUAUUUAGAAGAAACAAGAUCUGAACUGGGGACCCCCACCACCUCACCCAAACUGCUCAACAUGAGUGUUCAUCGACUGAUCUCUAACUCUUCAGUACUUCUCGAGGUGCUAUGUGGGAGGACCAACCUGCCUGUGGUUACUAAUGGAAGCACUAACACCAGCUUUCGUUUGUCGGGUAAUGUGAGUUGUGAUCGAAAUACAGCAAUCAACCGCACACAUAGCCCAAAAGAUCUGGACUAUUCAGUGCGAAUCCUGCUGUAUUCCCUGAUUUUCCUGCUUAGCUUUUUUGGGAACACUUUGAUCAUUAUUGUGCUGAUCGUGAACAAGCGUAUGAGGACUGUCACCAACUCAUUCCUCCUCUCCCUGGCUGUUAGUGAUCUCAUGGUGGCUGUUUUCUGCAUGCCGUUUACACUCAUCCCCAACCUGCUGGGCGACUUUAUCUUUGGGGAGGUCAUCUGCAAGAUUGUCGCUUACUUCAUGGGAAUAUCAGUAAGUGUGUCCACUUUCAGCCUUGUGGCCAUUGCUAUUGAGAGAUAUAGCGCCAUUUGCAAUCCACUGAAAUCUAGGGUGUGGCAAACCAGAUCUCAUGCUUAUAGAGUCAUUGCUGCAACGUGGGUGCUGUCAAUCAUAAUUAUGAUUCCUUACCCAGUCUACAAUAUCCUCGUCCCCUUUAAUAAACCCAAUAAAUCCAUUGGUCAUCAAUGUCGACUUGCGUGGCCUAACAACCAAGUACAGCAGGCAUGGUAUGUAUUAUUGCUGGUUAUUCUGUUCUUCAUUCCUGGAAUUGUCAUGGUUAUUGCCUAUGGGCUCAUCUCAAGGGAGCUAUACAGAGGCAUCCAGUUUGAAAUGGACCUAAAGAAGGAAGCAAAAGCUCUCAAAAAUGGGGCAAACAGCUUGGCUUCUCUGUCAUGCGAUGAUGGCGAUGGCUGCUAUAUUCAGAACUUUCGAAGGCGUAACACCAUGGAGAUGUCGACUCUGACUCCCAGUGCCAGUGCCAAGCUUGAACGAGCCCGCAGCAAUAGCUCUGAGGCCAAGCUCAUGGCCAAGAAGCGUGUCAUCCGCAUGCUCAUCAUUAUUGUCACGCUUUUCUUCCUGUGCUGGAUGCCGAUCUACAGUGUGAACACCUGGAGGGCUUUUGACAAUACUUCUGCUAACAAAGCCUUGUCAGGGGCCCCCAUAUCUUUUAUUCACCUUCUUUCCUACACGUCAGCAUGUGUUAACCCACUUAUCUACUGCUUCAUGAACAAGCGCUUCCGCAAGGCCUUCUUGGCAACCUUUGCAUGCUGCUUCAAACCUUGCAAACGGUUUCGUGACCUGGAAGAAGAGACAGGGGCCACAGCAGUAUCUCUAUCCAAGUUCAGCUACACUACAGUCAGCACCUUGGGGCCAUCCUGAACAUUAAUUUACCUCCCAAAGACUGAAGCAAGAAGGUCAUAUCUAGCUGCUGGGGUAGGGACAGUAGGUGUGGACUUCCGGCACUUGGAGAAAUAGAGUUAUAAGCAAAACAGGGCCCCUUGACUAUCAGAAUGCUUCAUCAGUUGCAUAUGAACAUUUUGUCCAUAAGCCAUUCGUGUGGAGCUGGUCUGUAUUAUCAAACUGUGAAAAAGAUGCUAUAAUGUUCACAUCUCCUUCCUGUCUGUAGUGCCCAGUGUCAGUCGCUACUGUUUACAGUAUUUGUAUAUUUUAUUUGACUGUUCAUAGUUCAGUACAUUUUAAAUUAUAGUAACUUUAUAACAUUUGCAAGAAUUUAAAAUCUACUUCAUUUCAUUAACAUCUGCAGCAGAAUAUCACUGAUAAAAAUUCCCAUAGCCUUUAUAAAUCACGUUUGAAUGUUGGAUUUUGCAGGUAUUUGUUCAGGUACUGGAGUUUAGCAAGAUGCCACUUCCCAUAUCCACCCACCUUGGAGAGGCACUAUUUACCUGUCUAAAUUAAAACAUGUGCACUGACCACACUGAUUAGCCAUAACAGAAGGCAAAAGACUGCAAUUAUUUGACUACACCUGACUGGUCUGCAUUUAGCACAGAGGACUGAGGAUAUGAUGACUACACUUGACUGAUCUGGCAUUUAGCACAGAGGACUGAGGAUAUGAGCUGUUUCCUGUGGUACUGUGUUUGAGUCCUUCUGCCCAUUUACUUACUGUGUGACCAUGAGAAAGAUACUCAACCAGACAGUGCUUGGGGCAACUGAGAGUUUGGGCUCGGCUCCUCAGUGGUCUCCCUGACUACAAGUGUAGUAGCUAUUACAAUGUUAUAAUUACAAAGUUACCUGGGGCUGAGAGAGUAGUGCCUAUGACAAUGUUAUAAUUACAGAGUUGCCUGCAGCUGAGAGGUAUGCAGGUUGGUGUCUCUGCAUUGAAGCACAAAAUAGCUUGAUGGUGUGGUGCAGGUAUCCUUAAUCCCAUGCAGGUAUCCCUUAAUACCAUGCAGGUAUCCCUUAAUCCCAUGCAGGCAUCCUUUAUCCCAUGCAGAUAUCCCUUAAUUGCUUACAGGUAUCCCUUAAUCCCAUGCAGGCAUCUUUAAUCCCAUGCAGGUAUCAUAAUCACAUGCAAGUAUCCUUAAUCCCCCUGUCUGUAUCCAUUAAUCCCAUGUAGGUAUCCUUAAUUCCAUGCAGGUAUUCCAAUCACAUUCAGGUAUCCUUAAUCUCAUGCAGGUAUCAUUAAUCCCAUGCAGUAUCCUUAAUGCAGGCAUCCUUAAUUCUAUGCAGGUAUCCUAAUCCCAUGCAGGUGUCCUUAACCCCAUGCAGGUAUCCCUUAAUCCCCAUGCAGGGGCUGUCCCAUGCAGGUAUCCCUUAAUCCCAUGCAGGUAUACUAAUCCCAUGCAGGUAUCCCUUAAUCCCCAUGCAGGGGCUGUCCCAUGCAGGUAUCCCUUAAUCCCAUGCAGGGGCUGUCCCAUGCAGGUAUCCCUUAAUCCCAUGCAGGUAUACUAAUCCCAUGCAGGUGUCCUUAACCCCAUGCAGGUAUCCCUUAAUCCCAUGCAGGUGCUGUCACUAUUUAACUUUUGAUUAAUCUUUAAGAGCAAACCUUUUAUAAUGUUGCCAUAGAUUAAGUAUGAAAACCUGACAUAGCUUAUUAUUUUUCUCUACCAUUAUGGAAAGACAUUCACUUUUCAUUCAUGGUCAGUCUCCAGUCUGGCAGUUUAGUACACUGGGUUUUGGUCAUAAAUUGUAAAUUAAUGUUACAUUUAAGUCUCGAGUUGUGCACACUUAGUCUUUGCUUAUACACUGUCUGUCUUAGAGCAAGUUACCUACCUAGAUAGUGAUCCCAGAUCAUCUGAAAGUCAGCAACUGUGCCUAGUGGUCUUAAAUGGUAAAAAAAAAAACAGUACAUGUUUAUACAGUAAAAUAAAACUGGGUAAAGUCUAUUGGAAUUGUCAACUAUACCUUCCAAAAUGCUUUAGAGAAAAAACUGAGUGACAUGUUGAAAAUAAUGGUAAUAUAACAAUCACACAUACAGAUCAUUUUAUCCUUGUCAAGAAUAAACUGGAUUAGUCUUUACUUUUAGGUAAAAGCAAAAGCGUGGUUAAAUAGACAUACAAAAACCCUGCUGCAUGUUCAGUAGCUAAUCAACAGGUCUAAGACAAAAAAAAAGAAAACAUAUAAAUAGAAAUCAUAUCUAAAGGGUUGAAAUGGGUUACAAACUCAUAUAUUCCAGAUAUUGAAGUAAUAUCCCCAUUAAGGAAGCUACGCCACAAAGCAUAAUAUCAGAUCCUGCCAAAUGUAUGGUGAGAACUUCAUGAAAUGUGUAAUGCAUCCUGGGUGCUCUACUUGCAUGUAUAAUUGUUUUAUAUCAGUCCCCCCUGCAGUAAAUACAAGGAAAAUAUAAUAAAUACCAUAGACACAUUGCUUGGCAGGUUAAUCCAGAGGCUUAACAACAUGAGUUGUUAACAAUAUAUAUUGUCGAAGGCCAAAAAUUUGAUUUCCUCAGCUGCUAGUUCCCUUCCAUGUGACAGGUUGUUCCCCCAAAACAGGUUUCUAUGUAGUGGGUUAACAAAUGAAUAAAAUUGUAUGUAUCUCCACUGGUUGCCCCUGAACCCGUGUGCUAGAGUGGUUCACAUUUAAAAAGACAAAUUUGCAGACAUCUACACUGCAUUAAAAAAAUGCCACCAUACAAAGCUAGAUUUAUCCGUUCUCAUUUGAGACAUUGUGACAGCAGCAAGGUGAAAUGAAUAUAUUUAAAUGUGACAACAAGCAUAUAAUCUGUCCAUUUGAGCAGCCUAGGUGCAAGCAGUAAAGUUUCUGCUGUGCACCUCCUGCGCAGCUAAGAAAAUGCCACUUGUCUAGACAAAGUAAUUGCUAGUUAGUGGGAUAUAUAAUUUUGGGUGUCAUUCUUUUGAUGGCCCUCAGGAUGUGAGUUGUAGUUGUUUGGCCCUCACUAGGACAUCUUGACAUUCUCUGAAGAUGAGACAUUUAAUUAUAAAAAAGUUGCAGUAGCAUUGCUUGGACUCAAGCAGUCUCCGGGACUGAUGGACAAUUUUAGUUUUGCAGAUGGUCGUUUUUUAUGAGAGUCCUGCAAUCUUUGUAAGAGCGUUCCUAGUACAUGUCAUAGGUAACUCUCCUUACUUGUCUUCAGCAAGGCCAACAUUGCUGACCUUAUUUCUUCAUGGGCAAAUUUCCUGAUCUUUAGUUUUAUCUUCCAGUUUACUCUGUGUUGUUCUUUUCCACAUUUAAUGGUCUACCUGUCCACAUUGUAUAUUUAAUUUACACCAUAAGUCUGUAUAUUGAGGCUUGUCCCUAUGUAUAUACAAUAUUAUAUGUCUCACAGUCAAGCAAUAUUUUAUUUAUUUAUUAUUUAUUAGCAUUUGUUUAUCAGGAAAGUCCAGCCGGGCACAAUAGUUUCAUAGGUGGUUCUGGGCUAUUGAUCCGAAGGUCUUUAUAAGGCUAGCAGUGUGUACCCAGUAUAAUACAGGAGACACUAAAUAUAAAAGAUUCUGCCUAAACUCAAGAUCUUAGUUAGCAAAAACUAUCUAGGAGGGUCAUAGGU
Molecule: messenger RNA, 5563 nt
Organism: Protopterus annectens (West African lungfish)
Lineage: Eukaryota; Metazoa; Chordata; Ceratodontiformes; Protopteridae
Product: cholecystokinin receptor-like
Exons: 5
Coding region: 646-1980 (444 amino acids)
Biological process (GO): neuropeptide signaling pathway
Cellular component (GO): membrane
Molecular function (GO): neuropeptide receptor activity; gastrin receptor activity
Source: RefSeq, a predicted model, not a curated record